CUAGAAUUGGUGUUUUCGAGUGGGAUGUCGAAGAGUUUUGUGUGCGUCGAAGACAGAUGGAUUCUUAGCAACGGUUGUUGCUGACAGAGUGAUAUCUAGAUAGGUGCGUAGGUAAAACUGGAAUUCCUUGAGUCCGUGAGGAGAAAGAUAACCGACUCAACGGUUACGACAACGAAGGCUACCAUCUUGAUCAGCAAGCAGAAGAGGAAGAAGAAUCUGGGAACGAUGAUGAUCGCCUUCGAGUCGUGGUCACCGAAAACAGCCACAGACCGAGGGAUGACUCGCCUUUACCUAACGGCCACGCUCAUGAAGAGACCAACGGGCACAUGAAUGUAAACGGCACAGCAGUGAUUGUUUUAGACGAAGAGGAAAACGACGUUAAGAAAUCAAACAUGGAAGAACGGGAACAUCGACUCAAAACGGACUCUAUUCAAAAACCACUCGACACGCGGUUGCAUCAUUACGUUCCCGUAGAUGACAUCGAUAGGAAAGUAGUAAAUGGCUCCGAUGGUACUCAUAUCACUAUCCCUGAGGAUGCUGUCAUUAGUUUCACUACUGGUAGAGUGCGCGUAAAAAAAAGUGCCUCCAAUAGUCCGCAGUCAGUGGGGGAUCGAGAGAGUAUUCCUCUGGCAACUAUGCCACCGUCUUAUACUGAAGAAAAAACAGGACUUGGUGAAAAAGCUGAAUUAGAAGCAGAACUAGCCAAUCACAAAAAUGGCGUAUGGUCUGAAGGACAUAAUUAUGGGUCUGCAGAAGGACCCUUUAGCAAUAGCGAAAAACUCAACGGUACUUCAAAGUCCAGCGACGAGGUGAGCCUGCCUGUCAAUAAUCACCGGAAGUGCCUGAGCCGCGAAGCGUCCGAUAGUAGUUGUUCAGAGCAGAAGUCCACGGGCGAAAAACUCUACUUCACAGAAGACAAUAGGAAAUUAUGUCCUGGCUGGCGACGAAUCCUCAUUUGCGGAUUGAUUUUGAUCAUAAUAGCUGUCGCACUCUUGUUAGGUGUUCUAGCUGCAACUGGUAUUCUAUUAGCAGAGUCAGAAAACAAAAAUACUAGAUAUGAAUCUGGUCAGUCAUUACCAAGUGUUGACUCACUAUCCCUUGCCGGUCACUCUUUUAGGCCUCGACCCCCACCCAAAGUGCCAGAAAAAUUCUUGCCUCCUGUCACAGUGGAUGCACAGAUUCCUCCAAAUGUGACACCUGAGGCUAAUGAUGAGGUGAAUGACACAGUCAGUCAAACACCUGCAACAGUCAGUUCAAAAGUUCCUGCAAUGAAUGAUACUUCACAUUCGCAAACUAUUGUGCCAAAUGCCUUAAUAGGAGAAUUUACGAUAAUUAAUGAAAAUUUUACUGAAGAUUUGAGAGAUAAUCGUUCUCAAGGUUACAUGAACUUAGCUGGACAUUUGAAAGCAGAACUUCGUAGGAUUUUUAAGAAAAGUAAUGCUGUAUUCGAAUCUCUAAAAAUACUAAAUUUCAGUCCUGGAAGUCUGAAGGUAAAAUUUCUGGUAAUCUGGCAAUCAGAUUCUGGGUUUAUCUUAGCUAAUCAAGCAUCAGAAAUACUAUCAUCUGAUUUAAUAGAAAAGAAUAAUUCUUUUGGUGGCUUUUUUGUAGUUGACAUUGGAAGCAUUCAUUUCACAGAUGUAUUUGAUGAAUGUCGAAUUCAGAAGGGGGGUUGUUCUUUCUUCUGUAUAUGGAACUAUAAUACUCUGACUAAAACCUGCACUUGUCCUGGUGGUAUGGUUUUGCUCCCUGAUAAACGAUCUUGUGCUCAAAGGGAUUUAGUUAUUCCUGUUACAAGUACUGCAAGAACUUCGACAUUUUCACCUGCAGCUAUUACAUCCACAUUGACAAACAAAAUGAGAACAGAAUCUGAACCAUCUAAUUUAGGAAUAACUGCUGUUUCAUCAGUCCAGGAUGUUCUUACUACUGAAGAAGUCCCUACCACAGUAAAGAAUGAUAAUCCUUUUACAAUGACUAAUUUCACAGACGUACAUACAGAAAAACCAUUAGAAUAUACUACAACAGAAAUAUCUACUACUUCUUUAGAUACUUCUGUUGAAACUACAUAUAAUAAAAUGUUUACUACUUUAGAACCUUUAAAAACCACUAAUGUUAACAGAGAAACAUCGCAUGAAGGGGCUUUUAGUAAAUUUAUACCAUUGACAACUCAAGCUACUUCAUUUCCUUCUGUCAAAGAUACUGGAAUUUCUGAAGAAUUAAUAACUCCAAUGUUCCUCACAACUGAAUAUACUGAAACACCUAAAGAAUUAACUACACCUGGAACAACAGUAAUGACGAAUACAGAAAUUCUGGAUCAGCUAGGGAAAGAAGAAGAAAAUAAUAAGCAAGAUGAAUUUUCAACUACUGUAGUUGAAGAUAGCCCGAAAUUGGUAGCAGAACAAACUACAGCUGUCACCUUUCCAGAAAGUACAACUAACAAGAAAACUCCGAAGGUAACUACAGAAGAAGUUGCAACCUCAACCAUGGAAAGAGUAACAUCAUCUGCUUCUGAAGAUGAAUUUGGUACCAUGUCAAUAGGAUUUCAUAUCACUGGACCAACAACCGAAAUUUAUACCCUUAAAGAAAAUACUGAUUAUAUCACAGAUUAUAGUUCCAGAGGUCAUCAAACUUCUAGCACUACUGUAAAUAGUCAAGACUCUGCAACUGAACAAACAUCUACUUUACCAACAAAUAAAUAUAUAAUAAAUGGGAAUGAAGAUAAUUUUUAUGUAACAACAGUGUUGUCAUCAGAUAGUACAGUAACUUCUGCUAUUUCUACAGACAAUGAUGGAACUGAAAACUUUAAGCAAAAUCAUUCUACUUUAAAUCCUUUGAAAGAAUAAACUAUUCUGGCAUUUCUACUGAGGAAACAA
Molecule: messenger RNA, 2870 nt
Organism: Stegodyphus dumicola
Lineage: Eukaryota; Metazoa; Arthropoda; Arachnida; Araneae; Eresidae
Biological process (GO): proteolysis
Cellular component (GO): membrane
Molecular function (GO): serine-type endopeptidase activity; protein binding
Source: RefSeq, a predicted model, not a curated record